This is a messenger RNA of Plasmodium vivax (malaria parasite P. vivax), 261 nucleotides long. RefSeq names its product RAD protein (Pv-fam-e). The record is from RefSeq and is a predicted model, not a curated record. NCBI's taxonomy places the organism in Eukaryota, Apicomplexa, Aconoidasida, Haemosporida, Plasmodiidae. The transcript has a single exon. The coding region runs from base 1 to 261 and encodes 86 amino acids.
AUGGCAUCCCUUGAAUAUUUUUAUUACAAUGAGGAUCAGAAAAGGAAGUACCGCAAAUUUAUAAAAUCGUUAUGGGAUUCUUUUAAGGAGGCAGCAACAAAUGAAGGAAUGGACCAAAAGAGACAACAAAAAAUUUUAGAUAAUGCUUACCCAUUAAUUUUAAAAGAUUUAAAGGAAAAUGAAACUAAAUGGGAAAAACGUUUCCGCAAUUUGUUGAGUGAAAAAAUAAUAUGGCUACUAGAAUUUGAAUACUUCCUAUAG